Molecule: messenger RNA, 1560 nt
Organism: Homo sapiens (human)
Lineage: Eukaryota; Metazoa; Chordata; Mammalia; Primates; Hominidae
Gene: CLIC1
Product: CLIC family member 1
Exons: 7
Coding region: 574-1299 (241 amino acids)
Biological process (GO): chloride transmembrane transport; cellular oxidant detoxification
Cellular component (GO): nucleus; mitochondrion; endoplasmic reticulum
Molecular function (GO): glutathione dehydrogenase (ascorbate) activity
Source: RefSeq, marked reviewed
CCAAGUAGCUGGGAUUACAGGUGCCCACCACCCCGCCUGGCAAAUUUUUGUAUUUUUAGUAGAGACAGGGUUUCACCAUGUUGGCCAGUCUGGUCUUGACUCCCUGACCUCAGGUGAUCCACCCCCCUUGGCCUCCUAAAGUGUUGGGAUUACAGGCGUGAGCCACCUCACCCGGCCCCUAACUCUAUUUCCUAUGCCCAAUCCCAAGUGUAGGCCACAAGGACUGCAAGUCCUAGUGCUGAGCUGGGCCCGGAGACAGUAGACUGCGGGGGGCACAGGACCUACUGAGACACCAGUCUGGGCAGCUCAGGGAGUGCUGGCGUCACCCCUUCCCUAAUCCCAGGCUGCAUGGCUAACGGUUCCUAUCUGCAGUCCCAGCCUUCCACUUCCGAGUUCUUCUCUCAGACCACAGUCCCAGCAACCCAGAAUUUGGAUUGGAGUCUGGAAGAAAUGCAGAAUGAUUAAACGACCACCUUUCCAUUUGAAGUCCCCAUCCCUGAAUCUUCACGGGUGUGCCCAAGCUCCCCUCCCAGUUCCCCCAGGGACGGCCACUUCCUGGUCCCCGACGCAACCAUGGCUGAAGAACAACCGCAGGUCGAAUUGUUCGUGAAGGCUGGCAGUGAUGGGGCCAAGAUUGGGAACUGCCCAUUCUCCCAGAGACUGUUCAUGGUACUGUGGCUCAAGGGAGUCACCUUCAAUGUUACCACCGUUGACACCAAAAGGCGGACCGAGACAGUGCAGAAGCUGUGCCCAGGGGGGCAGCUCCCAUUCCUGCUGUAUGGCACUGAAGUGCACACAGACACCAACAAGAUUGAGGAAUUUCUGGAGGCAGUGCUGUGCCCUCCCAGGUACCCCAAGCUGGCAGCUCUGAACCCUGAGUCCAACACAGCUGGGCUGGACAUAUUUGCCAAAUUUUCUGCCUACAUCAAGAAUUCAAACCCAGCACUCAAUGACAAUCUGGAGAAGGGACUCCUGAAAGCCCUGAAGGUUUUAGACAAUUACUUAACAUCCCCCCUCCCAGAAGAAGUGGAUGAAACCAGUGCUGAAGAUGAAGGUGUCUCUCAGAGGAAGUUUUUGGAUGGCAACGAGCUCACCCUGGCUGACUGCAACCUGUUGCCAAAGUUACACAUAGUACAGGUGGUGUGUAAGAAGUACCGGGGAUUCACCAUCCCCGAGGCCUUCCGGGGAGUGCAUCGGUACUUGAGCAAUGCCUACGCCCGGGAAGAAUUCGCUUCCACCUGUCCAGAUGAUGAGGAGAUCGAGCUCGCCUAUGAGCAAGUGGCAAAGGCCCUCAAAUAAGCCCCUCCUGGGACUCCCUCAACCCCCUCCAUUUUCUCCACAAAGGCCCUGGUGGUUUCCACAUUGCUACCCAAUGGACACACUCCAAAAUGGCCAGUGGGCAGGGAAUCCUGGAGCACUUGUUCCGGGAUGGUGUGGUGGAAGAGGGGAUGAGGGAAAGAAAUGGGGGGCCUGGGUCAGAUUUUUAUUGUGGGGUGGGAUGAGUAGGACAACAUAUUUCAGUAAUAAAAUACAGAAUAAAAAUCAAGUGUUUUUACGCAA